Messenger RNA from Lactuca sativa (garden lettuce), 1818 nucleotides. RefSeq lists its product as uncharacterized. The record is from RefSeq and is a predicted model, not a curated record. Lineage: Eukaryota; Viridiplantae; Streptophyta; Magnoliopsida; Asterales; Asteraceae.
AUGACGCGUGACCUGGAGGAUGAGGCAAAGCUUGAAUUUAGUCGAUUCCAAGCUUCUCGAGCCGUUGUGGCUGAGGAGACUAAGGAUUGGCAGAUUCCAUUGUUCACUGAUUUCAGAUUGGCAGAUUCCGUUAUUUUUGAGUUUUCCAUUAUCUUAAGGGCGAGAAAAUACGAAUCAGGUGCUUCAAAAAGGAAACGAAAAAUGCAAGAAGAAGCUUUUAUAGAUAAACAAAAAGCACAUAAAGGUAACAAUGAUUGGAAUAAUAUUUCUAGUAUACUAAAAAGACAUGAAGCAAGUAACGGACACAUUCUUAAUAUGAGGUCAUGGAUUGACUUACAAACUAGAUUAACAAAUAAUAAAACAAUUGACAAGCAAAUCCAAGAACAAAUAAAUAAAGAAAAAGAUCAUUGGAAAAACGUGUUAAUAAGAAUCAUUGCUGUAGUUAAAACUUUAGGAAAAUGUAAUUUAGCAUUUCGUGGAACAAAUGAAAAAAUUUAUGAAGAAAAUAAUGGUAAUUUUUUAACUAUAAUUGAAAUGAUUGCUGAAUUUGAUCUUAUUAUGCAAGAACAUAUUAGGAGAAUUAAUGACAAAGAAAUUCAUAAUCAUUAUCUUGGACAUAAUAUGCAAAACGAACUUAUUAGUUUAUUAGGAGAAGAAGUUAAAACUAAAAUUAUUAAAAAAGUAAAAGAGGCUAAAUAUUUUUCAAUAAUACUUGAUUGUACUCCUGAUACAAGUCAUAAGGAACAAAUGUCAAUUAUCUUACGAUGUUUAGAUCUUUCAACCACUCCAAUAGAAGUUAAGGAGUACUUUCUAGGAUUUUUAGUUGUAGAUAAUACAACCGGUAAAGGCUUAUAUGAUGCUAUAGUUGAUGAAAUUAAAAAUAUAGGACUAGAUAUAAAUGAUGUUAGGGGUCAAGGUUACGACAAUGGUUCAAAUAUGAAAGGAAAACAUCAAGGUGUACAGAAACGAUUGUUAGAUAUUAACCCUAGAGCAUUCUACACUCCUUGUGGUUGUCAUAGUUUAAAUUUAGUAAUUUGUGAUAUGGCUAAUUCGUGUGAAAAAGCUAGUGAAUUUUUUGGAGUUAUACAACGUAUAUAUUCGAUAUUUGCUUCAUCAACUCAAAGGUGGAAAAUAUUACAAGAUAAUAUAUCAAACCUAACACUUAAAUCAUUAUCGCAAACUCGUUGGGAAAGUAGGGUAGAAAGUGUAAAAGCAAUUAGAUUUCAAGCACCACAAUUAAGAAAAGCACUUUUACAAUUAUCUAAAAAUUGUGGAGAUCCAAAAAUUAAAAGUGAGGCUAAAUGUUUAGCUACAUAUGAACUUGAAAACUAUGAAUUUUUAUUAGGAAUGAUUAUUUGGUAUGAUGUUUUGUUUGCUAUUAACAUUGUUAGUAAAAGCUUGCAAUCAAAUGAUAUGUGUAUCGAUGAUGCUAUAGAUCAACUAAAUGGACUUUUGUGUUUCUUUGAAGAAUAUAGAGAAAACGGAUUUGAAAAGGCUUUAGAUUAUGCAAAAGAAUUGGCUUUAGAAAUGAAUGUAAAACCAGAAUUUCGUGAAAAACGUAUCAUUCAAAGAAAUAGACGAUAUGAUGAAAAUGUUGCUAAUGAAACUAUUAAAACUCCUAUUCAAUCUACAAUGUCACAAGAAAGAUUAAAUGGAUUAGCAAUUUUAUCAAUUGAAAAACAGCUAAAAAUGAUGUAUAAUGUAAGCGAUAAUGGUGGAAUGGCAGUUAAGCCACAGUUGUACAUUAGAUUUCCUACAGGAAACGAAGGAAAAUCUACCAAGUCAAAGAAAGGACUAUGGUCUAUGGGUGACAUGUGA